CUCUUUUCCCAUGGGCAUCCGCAGCCCCUAACAGCACUGCAACUGUAAAUCCUCAAUAAUUGCUUGCUGAUCGGUGGGAAUAAUUUUCCCAGUAUAAGCCUUGCCUAACUCGGUCAUUUCAGGCACUGGAAAGGCCAAUGGCCAACGUGGCAUCGUCAUAAAGUGAAAUUUCUGCCUCCUAAGUCCACCGCUUCCUUGUGUAGCACUUUCCUCAAGCCCCACCCAGCCUCAGUUUCCUCUCCUGUAAUAAGAGCGUCAACUAUGGGAUUGGUAGAUAUCUUCCACAUCAGCAAAUUCCAGGAGUCUAUCACAUUGGGCAAACCCAAAUUCGAAAGGUCAGGACAAGCUAUUUGGAAUGGAUGGUAAGGGGCGAGUUCUAAUUCGAUUCUACAUUUCACAUCAGAGAGCCUCGGGUGACUUUCAAUUACCUUCCUGGGAGGGACAGUGGAGAAGGAACACUAUCGGGGCUCCAGGUCAGUGCUGGGGACAGUGGCUGGGAGGAAGUGGGCGUGGCGAUUUUCCCGACUUCCUUGUUUGGAGUAAACUUCGGCAACAUCUGAUGGCUAAGGGGUUUGCUUUUCCAUCUGUUGAUGUGUUUUCUGGAAGCUCCCCGGUCUGCCAGAGAAAACAUAUCCAGAAGACGCACGACGCCAAUCCAGCCAUUCCCUUGGGUCCCCAAAUCCCCCCAGCCACCAGAGACGGAAGGAGAAGCUGAAGUGGAAAACAGACGUGCCUGGGGCGCGCGGACCCCGCGGCUGGCAGAAAGUAGCGUGGCCAGGCAGGGACCUCCGCGCCCACCCGUCAGCCCCGUCCACGCGCUCGGGCGCGCGUCCUCCCUUCCUGACACUCCUCUUGCCGCCUCUGGAGCUUGGAGAUGGGACAGUCGCGACGGCUCCUGCCUCCGCCGAGCUCCUAGCCCUUUAGCUGUUGACGUUGGGUCCCCGCGCUUGUCUCCAGGCGCUCAGCUGCCAGCGCGCGGCGGGGCUGAGGGUGACAGCGCGGCGCGGCCGGGGCAGGAUUCGCCGCCGAGCCCCGGGCUGCUCAGUCCGCCGUGGUGGAGGAGGGGACCGCGGACGCCGCUGGUUGAGCUGCGAGGUCCCUGUCCGGCCGGCCGAGCCAUGACGGACGCCAGCAACAGGAAGGAGGGCUUCAAAAAAUGCCGGAGCGCCACUUUCAGCAUCGAUGGCUACAGCUUCACCAUCGUUGCAAAUGAAGCUGGAGACAAGAAUGCCAGAUCACUGGCCCGCUUCUCUCGGUCUAAGUCACAGAAUUGUCUGUGGAACUCCCUCAUCGACGGGCUCACAGGGAAUGUCAAGGAGAAGCCACGGCCAACAAUUGUCCAUGACCCUCGACCCCCAGAAGAAAUCCUAGCUGAUGAAUUGCCACAGCUGGAUAGCCCGGAAGUCUUGGUGAAGACGUCCUUCAGAUUACGGUCUUUGGUCAAACAAUUAGAGAGAGGGGAAGCUUCAGUGGUAGAUCUUAAGAAGAAUUUGGAAUAUGCAGCCACAGUGCUUGAAUCUGUGUAUAUUGAUGAAACAAGGAGACUCCUGGAUACAGAGGAUGAGCUCAGUGACAUUCAGUCAGAUGCUGUGCCUUCUGAGGUCCGAGACUGGCUGGCCUCCACCUUCACACGGCAGAUGGGGAUGAUGCUCAGGAGGAGCGAGGAGAAGCCCCGGUUCAAGAGCAUUGUUCACGCGGUGCAGGCUGGGAUAUUUGUGGAGAGAAUGUAUAGACGGACAUCAAACAUGGUUGGACUGAGCUAUCCACCAGCUGUUAUUGAGGCAUUAAAGGAUGUGGACAAGUGGUCCUUUGAUGUCUUUUCCCUGAAUGAGGCCAGUGGAGAUCAUGCACUGAAAUUUAUUUUCUAUGAACUACUCACACGCUAUGAUCUGAUCAGCCGUUUCAAGAUCCCCAUUUCUGCACUUGUCUCAUUUGUGGAGGCCCUGGAAGUGGGAUACAGCAAGCACAAAAAUCCUUACCAUAACUUAAUGCACGCUGCUGAUGUUACACAGACAGUGCAUUACCUCCUCUAUAAGACAGGAGUGGCGAACUGGCUGACGGAGCUGGAGAUCUUUGCUAUAAUCUUCUCAGCUGCCAUCCAUGACUACGAGCAUACCGGAACCACCAACAAUUUCCACAUUCAGACUCGGUCUGAUCCAGCUAUUCUGUACAAUGACAGAUCUGUACUGGAGAAUCACCAUUUAAGUGCAGCUUAUCGCCUUCUGCAAGAUGACGAGGAAAUGAAUAUUUUGGUUAACCUCUCAAAGGAUGACUGGAGGGAGUUUCGAACCUUGGUAAUUGAAAUGGUGAUGGCCACGGAUAUGUCUUGUCACUUCCAACAAAUCAAAGCAAUGAAGACUGCUCUGCAGCAGCCAGAAGCCAUUGAAAAGCCAAAAGCCUUAUCCCUUAUGCUGCAUACAGCAGAUAUUAGCCAUCCAGCAAAAGCGUGGGACCUCCAUCAUCGCUGGACAAUGUCACUCCUGGAGGAGUUCUUCAGACAGGGUGACAGAGAAGCAGAACUGGGGCUGCCUUUUUCUCCUCUGUGUGACCGAAAGUCCACUAUGGUUGCUCAGUCACAAGUAGGUUUCAUUGAUUUCAUCGUGGAACCCACCUUCACUGUGCUUACGGACAUGACCGAGAAGAUUGUGAGUCCAUUAAUUGAUGAAACCUCUCAAACUGGUGGGACAGGACAGAGGCGUUCAAGUUUGAAUAGCAUCAGCUCAUCAGAUGCCAAGCGAUCAGGUGUCAAGAGCUCUGGUUCGGAGGGAAGUGCCCCAAUCAACAGUUCUGUCAUUCCCAUUGACUAUAAGAGCUUUAAAGCUACUUGGACCGAGGUGGUGCACAUCAAUCGGGAGAGAUGGAGGGCCAAGGUACCCAAAGAGGAGAAGGCCAAGAAGGAAGCAGAGGAAAAGGCUCGCCUGGCCGCAGAGGAGCAGCAAAAGGAAAUGGAAGCGAGAAGCCAGGCUGAAGAAGGCGCAUCUGGCAAAUCUGAGAAAAAGACGUCUGGAGAAGCUGAGAAUCAAGUCAGUGGAACACGGAUGAACAAAAGUGACAUCCCUCGUGGGAAAAAUUCCAAAGCUGAGAAGUCGUUAGAACAGCAACAGAAUGGUGACUUGAAAGAUGGUAAAAAUAAGACAGACAAGAAGGAUCACUCUAACAUCGGAAAUGAUUCAAAGAAAACAGAUGGCAUAAAACGGCGUUCUCACAGCUCACCAGCCCCAAGCACCAGCUCCACGAGUCGCCUUACAUUGCCAGUCAUCAAGCCUCCUUUGCGUCAUUUUAAACGCCCUGCUUAUGCAUCUAGCUCCUAUGCACCUUCAGUCACAAAGAAAACUGAUGAACAUCCUGCAAGAUAUAAGAUGCUGGAUCAGAGGAUCAAAAUGAAAAAGAUUCAGAACAUCUCACAUAACUGGAACAGAAAAUAGGCCGAGGGGAAGAAGAGAGGGAGUGAAGGAGGGUCUACCUAUCUGCUUCUCAGCACCCACUGGCCACAGCAGGACACACCUCCAAGACCUUGGAGGCUGUUGGGGCAGGUACUAUCCUGGUUAACUCUACCAAGGUGAAAUGAAAGUUGUAUGUGAUUUUCUUCUUUGUUGUUCUUGUAUAGACUCAUCAGUUGCUGGAUGUGGGAUCAGCCCAGACUCUAGCAACAAACUAGCAAGAGGGGUGUGUUUAUGGUAUAGGUCUCUAAAAGUAUAAAUUGGACCAAAAUUAAAAUGAUACGAACUUAAAAAAUAAAAUAAAAUUCCUCUCAUUGCCACUUUUUUUCAUCUCUAAAAGUUACUUGCCCCCAAAAGAAUAUUGGUUUAAUAAUCACCAUAUUUAAGAAAUGCACUGCUAAAAACUUAUUUUCCAAUUUUAAAUACACCUAUUUAAAAUGUAAAUACACUUAUUUAAAAUUCAAGUAAAUAUGAAACUAUCAAAGUAAAUGUAUUCAAAACAGAAGCUGUGCUUCUGAAUGUAAAAA
Mandrillus leucophaeus (drill) is the source of this 3967-nucleotide messenger RNA. RefSeq names its product phosphodiesterase 1C, calmodulin-dependent 70kDa (gene PDE1C). Bases 591 to 3425 code for a protein of 944 amino acids. The record is from RefSeq and is a predicted model, not a curated record. The transcript has 19 exons. Gene Ontology annotation, biological process: signal transduction. Gene Ontology annotation, molecular function: 3',5'-cyclic-nucleotide phosphodiesterase activity. NCBI's taxonomy places the organism in Eukaryota, Metazoa, Chordata, Mammalia, Primates, Cercopithecidae.